Liolophura sinensis is the source of this 2938-nucleotide messenger RNA. RefSeq lists its product as uncharacterized. NCBI's taxonomy places the organism in Eukaryota, Metazoa, Mollusca, Polyplacophora, Chitonida, Chitonidae. The coding region runs from base 47 to 2248 and encodes 733 amino acids. The record is from RefSeq and is a predicted model, not a curated record. Gene Ontology annotation, molecular function: protein binding. Gene Ontology annotation, biological process: regulation of apoptotic process; signal transduction. The transcript is spliced from 10 exons.
AGAGGACUCAGAGCACGGAAAAUAGCGAUUAUUCUGCAUCUCACAUAUGAGGAGCAAAAUCUCCAAGCAAAACUACUCAACAAAUCUACGGAGUACAGGUAGAGACGACAAUGUCAAGAAUUUUUCAGUAUUUCCAGAGGACGACAGUUUGCACAGAAAACUGAGAAAGUUGUCGGUACCGACAAUUACAUAUGGGAGGGCGAUGCGCCGAAAAGACAAACCAGAACACGGGGAGAGUGACGUUCCCAAGGACAAACCAGAACAUGGGUUUGGCCCCCUCGAAGACAUACUAGGAUUUAAAGAGUGUGUCUUCUACGAAGACAAACAAGAACCUGAGUAUCACGUGAUGGGAGACGAAUAUUUGCAUACUUUAAACCAGUUGGUCGAAUUACAACAACGGACCAGGAAACAAAGGCAUCAUCUGGAGAAACUGAAAGAAUCCGAUUCUCGUCUGCAAACAAAGUAUGCCACACUGGUAAAAACCAAUGAGGAACUGAUAAACCAGAAAUGUGCCCUCGAGAAAAUAGUGGAAACAUUCCGGGGAGAAGCCGAUACGGUCCCGUCUCUGCGGGAGAAGAUCAAAUGUCAGGAGAGCUGUCUAGUGGAAAAAACACAACGCAUUCUAACACUGGAGACAUCUUUAAAAUGUGUGAGGGAAACAACAAAGAAAGCCGACGAGAUCUGUUCACGUUUGAAGCCACUUCAAAGCAUUCCUGGUUUAGUUUCAUCACAUUGUGAAGCUCUGAGCCUUCAAAUCACGGAUACAACAGGCAAACUUCACGACUAUGUCAACAAUUCUAGCACACAACUUGACGAUAAGAUAAACACCUUGGUGAAGGCAUGGACCGGUUUUCGAAGUAAAGAUAUUGCUGAUGAGGAGGAUACGAAAAGUUUAAGUCAAGAAAAUAUUCCCAAACAUCUUAAACGUCAUGUUCUGCUGCUAAGCGACACAGUGGGUCCUAACUGGCUGGAUGCAGGCCGUGCUCUUGGCCUAGAUGGAGAUCAGUUGAAGAGGAUAUGGAUGGAGUGGGGACAAUACGGAAUGCGAGAAUUGACUGUGCGGGUGAUAGAAUGUUGGUGUGCGAACUGCCCUGAAUCACAACCCAGCGUCGAUGUACUCGAGACAGCUAUGAACCAGCUAGAAAUAAAUCCGCUGAAGGUGCUGCCCAUGGGUGAAGACGACAAAAGGAGACUGAGGGAGAACUACCAGCUUUUGAUUCAUGAUAUGAUGGACGUCACCCACAUAGAGGGUUAUCUUCGUCGAGCUGAAAUUCUGUCAGGCUCAGCGCUCGACUACGUUCUCCACCCCAAUACAUGUCACAAGCGAAUCAAGAGACUGCUCAAGAUCUUACCAUUCUGUGGGAGCCGAGCGCUGCCUGAGUUUAAGAACGCGUUGAUGGAGUCUAGCCAGUCUCACCUUACCUUAGCACUCGCAGGUGAGCAAUGCUCUGCUUCAAAGACCGAUUCAGAUGUCCUUGUGGAAUGCCUCGCAUCGAACAAGAGCAGCAAUCCGAACAAUUCAAAGGGUUCCCUUGUCGAAUGUCUCAAAGCCAAGAAGAGUGAUGAUCGUAAAAUUUUCCAGAGCAUCGUUGAAGAAAGUCCCCAAGCCGAGAAGAGUGAUGAUCGUAAAAUUUUCGAGAACAUCAUUGACGAACGUCUUGAAGCCAAGAAGUGUGAGGAUCGUAAAGUUUUAGAGAAGGUCCUACUACAGUGUUUUGAAGCCAAGAAGAGUGACGAUCGCAAAUUAUUCGAGAGCAUCCUUGAUGAACGUCUUGAAGUCAAGAGGAGUGAUGAUCGUAAAUUAUUCGAGAGCAUCCUUGAUGAACGUCUUGAAGUCAAGAGGAGUGACGAUCGCAAAUUAUUCGAGAGCAUCCUUGAUGAACGUCUUGAAGCCAAGAAGAGUGACGAUCGCAAAUUAUUCGAGAGCAUCCUUGAUGAACGUCUUGAAGUCAAGAGGAGUGAUGAUCGUAAAAUGUUUGGAAUGGUCCUAGAAGAACUUCAGGAAACCAAGAAGAUUGACGAUCGUAAAGUACUAGAGAAUUUCCUUACCGAACUUCUCGAAACCAAGAAGAUUGACGAUCGUAGAAGUUUGGAGAGGAUCGAUGAAAUAUUGGAACCAAGUGUACGAGUAUGUGCAGAGAUUAAACAAAUCAUUUACAUGCUCAUUGAGAAAUAUGAAAAAUUCAUGAGUUAUCAGCAGACUGACACCUCAGCAAUUUGUCCACCAAACAUGUCACAAAAACAGUGAUGCAAAACUUAUGGUCUCAUCUUCUAAAAAUCGUCGCGGUUUAUUCUGCAACCAAAUAUUGUUCAAAUUUUACUGUGAAAAAAAUUUCGCCAAAAUGUAAAUAUAUACACGCCAGCAAGACAAUGAACUGAUUCGCAAUAAAACGUGCACCCCAGGCGUGGAUGUGGGUCUGCAGUGCCUCGAUCACCAAAGGUCUUCCAGCUGGAUUGACAGAAGUCACUGAAUACGCCUUAAAGCAAGGAAGCGGCUCACCAAUUGAUACAUCAGUGAAAGUCGCCGAACAGGCCUCGAGCACGAAAAUGGAACAUCAGUUUUUACCGCUGUAAUUACUACGUACAUUUUAAUUAUUAUUUGUGUGUAAAUAAUUGUUACCACAGUUCUUAGGACAUAAUUUAUUAGUUUACUUAGACUAGAUCCGUGUGCAAUGUUUGCUAUGAAGAAUAAUUAUUUCUUAGAUGACAAACAUUUAGCAAAGAUUGACUGUUGGGUAUAGACUAGCAUUAAAUGUUGGUUAUCCUAUAAAAAGUGUUAAUGGCGGCAACAUAGGUUAUCAUAAGAGUGUUGAUAGUGACAACACUGGUUAUCCUAGCGUGUUGAUGGUGACAGCAUAGGUUAUCUUAGAGUGUUGAUGGUGACAACAUUGGCUAUCCUGGCGUGUUGAUGGUGACAACAUUGUUUAUCAUAGAGUGU